AUGUAUCUAUCGUUAUAUCUGACUCUCUCUCAGUCUGUCUAUCGAUCAAUCUAUCUAUCUAUCUAUCUAUCUAUCUAUCUAUCUAUCUAUCUAUCUAUCUAUCUAUCCUUUUCCUUUUUUUCCAAUCUAGCUAGCUCAAUCCUUUUUCAUGUAUCUAUCGUUAUAUCUGACUCUCUCUCAGUCUGUCUAUCGAUCAAUCUAUUUGCGUCUUUUUUUUUCUAUCUAUCUAUCUAUCUAUCUAUCUAUCUAUCUAUCUCCUUUUCAUUUUCCAAUCUAUCUAGCUCAAUCCUUUUCAUCUCAAUCUUUUUCAUCUAUCUAUCUAUCUACUCUCUCUCAUCUAUCUAUCUAUCUAUCUAUUUAUCUUUUCUAUAUCUAUCUAUCUAUCUAUCUAUCUAUCUAUCUAUCUCUUCCUUUUUUUCCAAUCUAGCUAGCUCAAUCCUUUUCAUGUAUCUAUCGUUAUAUCUGACUCUCUCUCAGUCUGUCUAUCGAUCAAUCUAUUUCUAUCUUUUAUCUAUCUAUCUAUCUAUCUAUCUAUCUAUCUAUCUAUCUAUCUCCUUUUCAUUUUCCAAUCUAGCUAGCUCAAUCCUUUUUCAUGUAUCUAUCGUUAUAUCUGACUCUCUCUCAGUCUGUCUAUCGAUCAAUCUAUUUGCGUCUUUUUUUAUCUAUCUAUCUAUCUAUCUAUCUAUCUAUCUAUCUAUCUAUCUAUCCUCUUUCAUUUUUUUCCAAUCUAUCGUUAGCUCAAUCCUCUUUUCAUUCUGUCUAUCGAUCAAUCUAUUUGCGUCUUUUUUUUAUCUAUCUAUCUAUCUAUCUAUCUAUCUAUCUAUCUAUCUAUCUAUCUAUCUCCUUUUCAUUUUCCUUUUCUCCAAUCUAGCUCAAUCCUUUUUUUUCAUGUAUCUAUCGUUAUAUCUGACUCUCUCUCAGUCUGUCUAUCGAUCAAUCUAUUUGCGUCUUUUUCAUAUCUAUCUAUCUAUCUAUCUAUCUAUCUAUCUAUCUAUCUAUCUAUCUCCCUUUUCAUUUUCCAAUCUAGCUAGCUCAAUCCUUUUUCAUGUAUCUAUCGUUAUAUCUGACUCUCUCUCACUCAAUCCUUUUCAUGUAUCUAUCGUUAUAUCUGACUCUCUCUCAGUCUGUCUAUCGAUCAAUCUAUUUGCGUCUUUUUCAUAUCUAUCUAUCUAUCUAUCUAUCUAUCUAUCUAUCUAUCUAUCUAUCUAUCUAUCUCCCUUUUCAUUUUCCAAUCUAGCUAGCUCAAUCUUUUUUUAUCUAUCGUUAUAUCUGACUCUCUCUCAUCUGUCUAUCGAUCAAUCUAUUUGCGUCUUUUUCAUAUCUAUCUAUCUAUCUAUCUAUCUAUCUAUCUAUCUAUCUAUCUAUCUCCUUUUCCUUUUUUCCAAUCUAGCUAGCUCAAUCCUUUUUCAUGUAUCUAUCGUUAUAUCUGACUCUCUCUCAGUCUGUCUAUCGAUCAAUCUAUUUGCGUCUUUUUCAUAUCUAUCUAUCUAUCUAUCUAUCUAUCUAUCUAUCUAUCUAUCUAUCUAUCUAUCUCCCUUUUCAUUUUCCAAUCUAGCUAGCUCAAUCCUUUUUCAUGUAUCUAUCGUUAUAUCUGACUCUCUCUCAGUCUGUCUAUCGAUCAAUCUAUUUGCGUCUUUUUCUUAUCUAUCUAUCUAUCUAUCUAUCUAUCUAUCUAUCUAUCUAUCUAUCUAUCUAUCUCACUAUUCAAUUUUCCAAUCUAGCUACCUCAAUCCUUAUUCAUUCUGUCUAUCGAUCAAUCUAUUUGCGUCUUUUCUUAUCUAUCUAUCUAUCUAUCUAUCUAUCUAUCUAUCUAUCUAUCUAUCUAUCUAUCUAUCUCUCUUUUCAUUUUCCAAUCUAGCUGUAUCUCAAUCCUCUUUUCAUGUAUCUAUCUAUCUUAUAUCUCCCUUUUCAUUCUCUCUCAGUCUGUCUCAUGUAUCUAUCAAUCUCUUUCAGUCUGUCUUUCAAUCUAUAUCUUUUUAUCUAUCUAUCUAUCUAUCUAUCUAUCUAUCUAUCUAUCUAUCUAUCUCCUUUUCAUUUUCCAAUCUAGCUAGCUCAAUCCUUUUUUCAUGUAUCUAUCGUUAUAUCUGA
Acanthosepion pharaonis is the source of this 2088-nucleotide messenger RNA. NCBI's taxonomy places the organism in Eukaryota, Metazoa, Mollusca, Cephalopoda, Sepiida, Sepiidae. The record is from the annotation of a GenBank genome assembly.